AAUAAGUUAGAAUGAAACAACUAUAUUUUUUCUCACUUUAACUUAUCGCACCAGUUCAGUAGUGCGGCUAAAAAGAACAGACGACAAAAGUGAGACAAAUAUAGGUUUUCUCAUUCUAGCUUAUUAUUGCAUCAGUUCAGUAGUGCAGCUACAAAGAACAGACCACUAGCUCCACACAGUGGGAAACGUGUAAGAUUCGCUCGGGUAACAAAAAUUACCGUUGCAAGUUAAUCGGUUUUUGAAUCAGUUCUAAUCAUCAACCGCAGAUCGUCAAUGGCUGCGUUCAGAAACCACACAACGAUUACACAACGGUUGAAUAAUUCGUCAACGUUAUUGGUCUGAAUGUAAGGAUCUAACAGUAAGGACCAAUAGUUACUAAGCGCUCAGUGAGCGCUUUGUUUUCUAAACGCAAUCAAUGUUUAUCGCAUCGAACAAACGAUCAAGCGAAAGAUGGACUUCGAUACUCCGAAGAAAAUCCUAUGUGUGGGUGUCAUCUGCCUCGAUAUCGUCCAAACGUGCGAACAAUUCCCUUUGGAAGAUUCCAUUGUAAGAUCUACGGACUACCAGUGGCAAAGAGGAGGCAAUUCAUCCAACUCUUGCACCGUGCUGUCGUUGUUAGGACAGCCGUGCGAACUUUUAGCAUGCUUGUGCGCGGAUGAAUACGGAUCUUUUCUGCAAAAUGAUCUGUGCAGAUAUAAUAUUGACUAUUGUCAUUGUCCUGUAAUGCCGCGAACUUUCAGUUGCCCUAUUUCGACCAUCAUACUGAGUUCAAGUACUGGAAGCCGCACAAUUAUACAUCACAAAGCAUCAAACUUUCCGGAAUUAACGCUCAAGGAUUUCGAGACUCUUAACUUGGAGGAAUAUAGCUGGAUACACUUUGAGGGACGGAAUUUAGAUCAAGUGUCAGCUAUGAUGCAACGUGUGAAAAGUUACAAUAACUCAUUGAACGAUCGAGACACGAAAUAUCGUGCGCCAAUCACAAUUAGCGUAGAAUUAGAACGCCCCAGGCCGGAAUUAUUGGAUCUGUUGUCGCACGCUGACGUAACGUUCGUAGCAAAAGAUUUCGCCAAGAGUCAAGGUCUCGAAAGUAUGAGCGAGAUAUUAAGGAACAUUGUUUCGCACGCCAAACCGGGAGCAGCUAUCAUUUGCGCUUGGGCAGAGAAGGGCGCAAUGGCGUGCAUCGCGAAUGGUGUCGUAGUGCAAUCUCCAGCUUUUCCUCCACGAAAGGUGAUGGACACUUUAGGCGCAGGUGACACAUUUAACGCAGCUAUGUUGCACCAUUUAAACAUCAUUAAGAUACCUAUGAUUUAUUUCCAACAGCGUACCAUUGAGGGAUAUAUCUACGCAGCAUAUGGAACAUAUGAUACGCGAGAACAUGGUUACUGAUGCACUUUCAAAUAAAGGUGUCAAUGGAUUCAUUCAUUCAUUCCAAAGAAGAAAACAUGUAUAUUACAGUGUGUGUAUGAUUGAUGUACCUGAUGAUAAAGAAGAUUCUUCUGCUCAUGGUAAUUUGUUUAUAACAAUCAGAAACCGAUAUACAUUUACAUCCACAUCUAUAUUUAUUCU
Messenger RNA from Harpegnathos saltator (Jerdon's jumping ant), 1566 nucleotides. RefSeq names its product ketohexokinase. NCBI's taxonomy places the organism in Eukaryota, Metazoa, Arthropoda, Insecta, Hymenoptera, Formicidae. The record is from RefSeq and is a predicted model, not a curated record. Gene Ontology annotation, molecular function: ketohexokinase activity. Gene Ontology annotation, biological process: fructose metabolic process. The coding region runs from base 451 to 1386 and encodes 311 amino acids. The transcript is spliced from 7 exons.